Molecule: messenger RNA, 7596 nt
Organism: Paramecium pentaurelia
Lineage: Eukaryota; Ciliophora; Oligohymenophorea; Peniculida; Parameciidae
Source: the annotation of a GenBank genome assembly
AUGAAAAUUUUAAUUAUCAUUUGCUUUUUAGCUAUGGUCUUAACACAACAAGUUAAACACUCAAAUCAAUGUAAUGACUGUGGAUAAUUAAAAUCACAGAAUGAUUGUGAAUAGGAGACUACUGUGACAGGAGCUUGUGAAUGGGUGGCGGCAUCAGGAACAACUCCAGCAAAAUGUUAGAAAAAAACAACUGUUGAUCCAGUCACUUCAUUCAAACCUUAUUGUGAACUUAUUGAUAAACCAGAAACAAAUUGUGCUAAAACAUUUGGUUGUGCUUAUGUUGAUAUGAAAUGUACACAUUUUACAGGAUGUCAAGCAUAUGUUUAAACAACAACAACAAAUUGCUAAGCAAUAUCCUAUUUAUGUGUUAGUGAUGGAAAUACUUGUAUCUAAGCUAAGGAAUGCAAAGAAUAUACAUAAUAAUAAUGUGAAUCAACUCCAAGUGUUUCAGGAAUACUUAAAUGUAAAUGGGACACAAAUUCUGGAGCUUGUAGAGAUUAUGCAUGUUCAGAGGCAGAUGUUAGCUUAAAUACUGAUGAAAAAUGUUCGGCUUGGUUAGCUGGUUGUGUGACCAAAGGUUAAGGUUGUGUUAAUACACCAAGACCUGCAUGUGCUACUUAUACAGGAGAUGAUGUAGCAUGUUAAUCUUUUAUUGGAUCAGAUGGAAACUGUGAAUUAGCUACUGGUACUACAAAUUGUAAGGCAAAGGAAUGUUUUAAUGCUCCAACAUCAUUAAGUUCUGAUGAUGAUUGUAAAGCCUAUUAAAAAGGAUGUAUAACAACAGGAAAAGGUUGUGUUUUAGCAACAACAAAACCAUUAUGUUCUACAUAUUCAGGGGAUAAUACUACUUGUGUUGGAUAUAUUGGAUCAGAUGGUGUUUGUGAAGGUGAUGCUGGUGGUUCUAAGUGCAGAGCAAGAAAAUGUGAAAAUGGCACAUUCAAUACCGAUGACCUUUGUAAAUAAUACUAAAGUAGCUGCAAAACAAAUGGUAAAACAUGUGUUUCAUCAUUAACAGCUUGUAAUACAUAUAAAGGUACUGCCACAACUUGUGCUGUAUAUAUUGGUACUGAUGGAUAUUGCAAAGGAACAAGUACAACUACUGAGGCUUCUUGCUUACCAAAAGUUUGUGAUGAAGCUCCAGAUACAACUACAACUGAUGAUGCUUGUAAUAAAUAUUAAAUUGGAUGUGUAACUACAGGAAAAGGAUGUGUUACAAAAACUAAUUUGAAAUCUUGUGCUACUUAUGAUGGUGAUGCUACUAGUUGUUAAUCAAGAGUUGGAUCUGAAGGUAAAUGUACAUGGAAGACUGGAACCAACUGUGUUGCUAGAGAUUGUACUUAAGCAGCAACCAAUUUAAAUACUAAUCCUCUUUGUGCAAAUUAUUUCACUAAUUGUGUUACUACUGGAUCGGGAUGUGUUUCAUAAACUACUUGUGAUUUGACUGUUAAAUAAUAAAGUUGUGAAGGUACUAAUAAUUGUUCAUGGUAACCUAUUUGUACUAGUAAUUCAAAUUGUAGUGAAUUUAAGAAAAAAUCAAUUUGUUUAGCAAAUCAAGCUAGAGUAAGGACUUUUGAUAAAAACGAUGAAAAUGGAAAUCCAUUAUAUAUUUUUGUAUCCAAAAAAUGUGGUUGGUUGAAUAAUUCUUGUAAAGAAUUGUCUUGCUCAGAUUUAACAGGACCUUAUUAUAAUAAUGAUACUAAUUGUGCAGCAGAAUUAUCAACAUGCAUUAGUAAUAGAAUUGAUGCUUGUAUAACUAAAUAUGAAUGUAGUAAACUUUCAGGAACAUAAUCCACUUGUUUAAGUUAUCCAGGCUAUUGUACUAAUUCAUCGACAGCUACUGAUACUACUCCUUGUAUAUAACGAAAGUGUUCAGAUAAUACAGAAGCAACUGAUAAUGCUACAUGUGCUUCAUUCUUACCUGGAUGUAUUAGUAAUGGAAAAGGUUGUGUUGAUUACACUACUCCAUGUACAUCAAUGAAAGGAACUUAAGAAACAUGUGAUAAGAUAUUUGCUUAUAAGACUGGAUCUAUUGAUAACUUUACAACAAAUUAAUGUUACAACAGUUCAAUAGCCACUGAAAAUGAUUAUUGUAAAAUCAAAACAUGUAAAUUAGCAGAAAAUUAAAAUGAUGGUACAUGUGGUUCAUUUUUAGAAGGAUGUGUUUAUAAUGGAAAUGGAGGAUGUGUUGAUCCAAAAGCUAAUGACACAACUUGUGCAAGUUAUACAGGUGUUUUAGCAUUUUGUGAAUCUGCUAUUGUUGGUAGUAAUAGUUCUAAAUAUUGUUUUGGAACAUCUACAUCAGCUACAUGUACAGUUAGAACUUGUACAGAUAAUAAAACUGCAACAAAAGAUGAAGAAUGUGAGUCUUUCAUGUCAGGAUGCAUAGCUAAAUCUGAAGGAGGUUGUAUUAAUAGAUAAUCAAGAUCCUGUUCUUAAUAAUCAGGAACUGUUACUUCUUGUCCGAAUUUUAGUGGUGGUUUAUAAGUCUCUUCAGUUUGGAACAAAAUUGCAUGCACAAAAUAUGAUGCUUGCUAAGAUAGAUUAUGCUCAGAUAAAACAAGUCCUUAAUCAGCUUAAGAUUGUCUUGAUCAUAAAUCUACUUGUAGAUUCUUUAAGGCUGGAUCUGCAUGUAUUAAUGAAACAGCUUGUAGCAGUUAUAAUCUACCUGACACUGCAACUAAUGAUUAAUAAAAGUUUGAUUACUGUACAAGUAUCAAAGAUAACUUUGGGUUAUUAUGUGGUUAUACAUUAGGAGCAACUAAAUGUUCAUAGAGAACAUGUGAAUAAUUCUUAAGCACAUAUACUUCCUUAUCAUGCACAACUUAUUUAUAGAAAAAUAUCUCCACUUCUACUGAUGAUACAUGUAAAUUAGCAGGAACAACAUGUUAUUUACCAAAUAAAAAAGAUUGUGCCUAUAGUUAUACUUCUACUGAUACUACUGAUACCCUCAAAUUAGCUCAAUGUAGAAGAUUUGUAAAUGACUAAGGACAUCAAUGUUCAUUCAAAAAAGGUGAUACUAAAUGUAGUUUAUAAGAUAGUUGCGAAAAAUUAAUUGAUUAAAGAGAUGCAAGAACCUGUAAUGAUUAAAAACAUUUUAGAUCUCUCGGACUAUGUUAAAAAACCACUGAUUCAAAUUGUCUAACCUUAUCUUUGAUUUGUUCUUACUAUAAAUUUGAUUCUACAUUAACUACUAUUUAAAAAUAAUAAUUUUGUUGGGGAUUGUGGAUUGCUGAUGAUCCAACAAGAAUAGCAACCCCAUUGGCAUAUUAUAAGAAAUGUGUGUUUAAAACAGGUAGUUCUUGUGAAGUUCUUACUGAUUGCUCAGAUAUUUAUUCAGCUUCAAGUUUUUUAGAAUGUUCAAUACUUUUAUCAGGAUGCUUAUAUUUUAGAGGUAAGUGUUACGCUUCUGUUUCUUCUGGCAACUGUCCCUCAACAUUUCCACCUGGAAUAACAACAGAUUCUUAAAAAUCUAUGUAUUGUAGAAGUAUCAAAGAAGAUAGUGAUUAUUGUAGAAUAAAAUCUGAUAAAAGCAAAUGCGAACUAGCAACUAAUGCUGAUUGUGCUAGUAUUUAAAUUCCUACUUCAGGUAGUUGGGAUUCCUUUAGUGAUCCAACUUCAAAUGCAUUCAAAUCUGCUUAUUGUCUAGCUCAAUCAUAUAAAAAUAGAAGCAAAUUAUGUAAAUAUACUUCUGGAAGUAACUGUAGUGAUGCAACAUGUGCAGAUAUUCCAUCACCAACUAGUUAAGGAGAUUGUGAUAAUUACAUAUAUGGAUGUAUGUAUUUUAAUAAUAAAUGUUAUGCAUCAGGAAGUUUUUCAAAAGAUAUUGAUUGUGCUGAUAAUAAUAAAGUACCAAUGGAUUCAGGAUUAACAUAAACAUAAAAAUUAGCAUAUUGUUAAUUAUAUGUAAGCACUAGUGGAACACUAUAUUGUACAUUUGAUUAAUUUAAUCCUACUUCUCAAACCCAAUGUGUUAUUGGUAGUAGUUGUAAUGCCUAUACAAACUUGCCAAAUACUAAUGAUGAUGAUAGAUCAACAUAUUGUUUAAAUAAAAUUAAUAAAUAUGGAAGGAGUUGUGCAUUCACAGAAGGUGACACUACAUGUAGAGAUUUUAAUUGCUAGGAUAUAAAAAAUCCAACUAAUUAAAUAGAUUGUGACUAACUUUCAUGGGGAGGAUAUUGUGCUUAUUCUUAAGGUAGGUGUUAUAAAUGGACUGAUGAUUGUAAAAAUAUCCUUGCUUUAAGUGGAAAUGAAUAGUUUUAUUGUGAAUCAUUAUUAACAACAAAAUAGUGUACAUACAUCUCAGGAACAAAAUGCACAGAUUAAACAGAGUGUCACCUUUAUAGUGUAAAUGAAAAUUAAGCAUCUAUUUGUGCAAAAUUGACAAAUGGAACAGAUAAAUGUACAUACAUUUCUGGUAAUAAUUGUGUCAUAUUGGGUGCAUGUGAAAGUUAUGAUGGAACAGAUACAGCAGAAAAGGGACCUGCAGAAGGUUCAGAAGAGAUAGAAUGUAAAGCAGUUAAAUCAGUAGACGGCUAUCCAUGCAUUAUGGAUUCUAUUAAAAAAUGCAGAACAUAAGUUUGUACUGAUAACGAUGCAAGUGCUACAGAUUGUAUUAAUAAUGCUCCAGAUUGUCUCUAUUAUUCAAAUAAAUGUAUAAAAAAAGACAGUUGUGCAAAAUAUACACCAUAAGGUGAUAAUGAUACAUCUAAAUAAAUAUGGUGUGAAGGAGUCUAAAAUGAUACAGGAGAUUUUUGUGCCUGGGAUUCUGCUAAUUCAAAGUGUAGAGAUAGGUCGUGUAGUGAUAAGGCAUUUUAUACUGAUUUCGAUUGUUAAAGUUAUCAUAAAUCUUGUAAAACAAACGGAACUAUAUGUAUUGCAUAAAGUAGAGCAUGUACUUCAAACAAUGGUUCAGCUGAUUUUUGUAAUUCCUUAUUAGACUCAACAGGAAAAGAUAGAUGUAGACCUAUUGCAACUGCUACUACUACAUCCUCCCCAUGCACAAUUAGAACUUGUUAUGACAACGUUACAGCAACAACUGAUUCUGAAUGUGAUACUUAUUUAAGUGGAUGUGUCACUCGUGGUACAGGAUGCAUUCCAAAUUCAGAACCAUGUACAUCAUACAGAGGAACUAAAUAAUAAUGUGAAUAAUUUAAAAAAUAUACUGGAUUAGAUGAUAAGAAAAAUCCUACUUAUGAAUAUUGUUCUGGAGAUGCUGGAAAUAUUGUCAUAAGUAAAUGUAAAGUAAGAACUUGUGCAGAUAAUACUACAGCUACAUCGGAUACUGAAUGUGCUACUUAUAUGAAUGGAUGUAUUACCAAAGGUACUGGAUGUCUUGAUGCAACUUCAUCAUGUACUGUAUUUAAGGGAGAUUAAGCAACAUGUGCUAAAUUCUUGGGUAAUUCAGGUAGAGAUUAUUGUUGGAAUACUUCAACUGCAUUAGUUACAGCUAAUUGUGCUAAAAAGAAGUGCAGUGAUGUUUUAGGAAAAAACAAUAAAGAAUGUACUGAUGGUAUGCCACCAUUUAAAAUUACUGAUGAUCCUUUUUGUGUUUUUGAUGGAACUUCAUGUAUUGAUUAUGGAAAGAAUUGUAAUGCAUUCAAUGGAAAUGAAGAGACAUGCCCUACCUAUUUAGGUAGAGACGGUCCAUGUAAAGCUACAACUGUUGGAACUCUUAAAGGAUCAUGUGCUAAGAGAGUAUGUACAGAAGCACCUAAUUCUCUUACAACUGAUGCUGAUUGUUAGAAAUAUCAUAAAGAUUGUUAUACAACUGGUUAUGGAUGUACAAGUACUAAGUAGUGUUUUAAUUUGACAUCAUAAACUGCUUGUAAAUUAAGAGAAGAGUGCACAUGGGCUAAUUAAUGCACAAAUGCUAUUACUUCAUGUUCUACUUAAAGUAACACUAAUUAUUCAUAAUGUACAAAUUCUAAAGUGAAUGGUAAGUUUUGUGCAUGGUAAGAAUCUAAUUCAACUUGUAGAGCUUAAGUAUGUGAAGAUCAACCAGCAACAAUUACUUCUCAUGCUUAAUGUUAAAAUUUUGCUGAUACUUGUACAACAACUGGAGCUGGUUGUAUCACUAUUUCAACCUGCACAUUAUACAAGACCCAAUCUAUCUGUAUAGCUGCCUCAACAACUAAAGAUGGAGUUGGAAGAUGUGGUUGGGACGUCACAACAAAUAAAUGUAGAAAUAGAAUUUGCAGUGAUAGGAAUGGAAUAACUGAUGAAGAAUGUAACAUUUUUUUGUCAGGAUGUAAAACAAAUGGAUCUGGUUGUGUGACUGGAGCCUCAUGCACUGAAUUCAACAAUAAAUAAUUCUGUAUUAAAUCCAACUCAGGACCAUGUCUUUGGGUUAAUGGAUAAUGUUAUGAUUAUGACAGAUGUGAAGAUGCUUUAAAAAAGUCACAUUCUGAAUGCUAAGCAUUUUCUCCAUUAUGUACAACCAAUGGAGACACAUGCAUUCCUAUUACAUCCUGUGCCAACACAUCAUUAAAGGCUUCCUGUGUUGUGGGAACUGAUGGAUCUUGUGGAUGGUUACCUACUGGAAAAUGUUAGAAGUUCGGACUAUGUACAGAUGCUGUGGCUGCUACUAAUGAUGAAUGUCUCUCUUAUGGAUCAAUAUGUAUUACUGAUGGAACAGCAUGUUUAGCUAAGUCAACUUGUGGUAGCUACAAGACAUAAACAGCAUGUAAUAACAAUGGAACUGAUGGUAUAUGCUUUUGGAAUGCUACAACUAAUACUUGCAAAUUGAAGGAGUGUGGUGAUGAAUAAAAGGGUACUAAUGAUUAAUGCAAGCUUAUUUCUGUCACAGGAGGAUCAUGCACAACUGAUGGAACCAAAUGUAUACCAAUAUCAACAUGCUCUAAUUAUGUUGAAGCUGGAUGUUUUAAUGGGACUGAUGGAGAAUGUACAUUUGCAUUACCAAUUGGAGCUACUACAGGAAACAAAAUCUGCAGAUUAAAAUAAUGUGAAGAUAUUUCUAGUGGAACUUCAAAUGCUAACUGUACUGGAGUUAUCUCUAGAAAGUCAUGUGUAUCAAAUGGAAUAAAUUGUAUUUCCAAGUCUACCUGUUCAACUUAUAAAACUAUUACUGCUUGUAAUGGAGGUGGCUUAGAAAAUAAUAAAUCAAUUGUUUGCGCUUUCACUCCUAAUGAAACUGAUAAAGUUAAUGGAACUUGCAAGACAUUCUCAGCAUGCACUGAUGCUAGUAAAGAUAAACUCGCUUGCACAACUAAUCCAUCAUGUAAAUGGACUGAAAACUCAACAGGGACAUCCUGUGUUAAUCAUUCAUGUGAUACCUUUGCCACAGGAACUGAUUGUUAACCAAUUCCAAGCUUUGAUGGAACUUCAUCCACAAUUUGUGUUCUUUAAAGUGGAAAAUGUGCUGCUACUGAUCCAGGAACAAUGACAGAUUCCAAAAUUUGCUAUACUAAAUCAGCUUACACUUAUAGUUGGAAUGCUGCUACAAAUAAAUGUGAAAGUUGCCUUUCAGGAUCUGUCAAUCCAAAUGUUUCAAAUAAUACAAUAGAUAAUGGAGUAACUACUGAGAGUGCUUAUAUAUUGUCAGCUGUUUCAUUAGGUAUUUUGGGAUUAAUGGCAUGA